This is a messenger RNA of Porites lobata, 932 nucleotides long. The record is from the annotation of a GenBank genome assembly. NCBI's taxonomy places the organism in Eukaryota, Metazoa, Cnidaria, Anthozoa, Scleractinia, Poritidae.
AUGCACGAUGACGUGCAUUUGGCGUCUUUAUUAUUUGUUUAUGGCUUGCUACUAGGCAACUGCGGAUACCAAACCGAUAGAAAGAUCUAUGAUCAAAGCGAAAUCGCAGCUAGCUUGGGAUCCUCGCGUAAUGCGCGCUGCGCGCGCGACAAAAUUAAACACUCGCUCCGCGAGAAUUAUUAUUUAAUCUACUAUUUCCCUGCUUCAUCGUAUGUAGCAGAGAUCACUCAUCCAUUUGCAAUGGCAGAUCAAGGCAGCUAAAGAAUGUCUACAGAUAUAUCUGUCGCCCCUUUUCAUGUUAUUGCUUAACCUCUGUCUGUAUGUCUACCAGUGUGUGAAAGCCAGUAACCAAUCUUCAAUUACUCGUAUGUAGACAAUUAUCGCCACAGUGGGGCUGGUGCUGGGGAUCUUACAGGACGUGAAAAUGACCCACUUUGAGCCUGUUUAUGUACAGUAGAUAAACCUUUACGAAACAUUAAAUUACAAGAAAUGUUAAAAUUAACUGAGAUAUUCAAUGAUUUUCGAACUUUUUAAAAGUUAAAUCAUUAUCAUGAUUUUUUUAUAUAUCAGAAUGUCAGAAUUAUGCAAGUCUAAACAGCGGUAACAGAAAGAUUACGUACCCUUACAACCACCAUUAUUGUGACAAUGGAAUCGGACCUGGUUGGUUUCGUUUUGUGGGGUCCGCUGGUACAAGAAUGCCAACUUCAUGUCCACCUACAGGCAGAUGUGGCACAAGUGCACCCGGAUGGUUGAAUGGUGGACACCCUACAGUAGCAGACGGUCAGGUCAGCAGGCAGGUGUGUUUUCACUGGAAUGGUAACUGCUGUCUCUGGUCAACAAACAUCAAGGUGAGAAAUUGUGGUUCAUAUUAUGUGUACUAUCUUAGUGGUACACCUUCUGGUUGCCACCUCCGUUAUUGUGGCACUAACUGA